AUGAAGGUCUCUUCCGUUCUUCUGGUAACUUGUCUACUGGGACUCUGCCAUUGCAGGAGGUCCAAACUUCCCACUGACGGACUCCACAUCGAGGUUCUAGACGACUAUGUAGAGGAUGAAAUAGUGACCAGUGAAUUUGUAGAGGAGACAAGGAAAAGAGGACCAAGUGGCCAAAGACAGAUGUGGGAUUUGUCCAACGGAACUGUCCAUGAAGUAGAGCACAGACCGUCCUCAACUCGUAGACGUAAUGCUGGAAAGAUAACGGUGGAAGAAUCGGGAGCAACAACUCAUUCUGGAGAUACUACUACUAUGCAUACUCCCAGUCCAGAUGAUGACGAGUCUCUAUCCCUUGAUGGCAAUACAGCGAAUCUCACUGUACCAGAAGAUGCCACCGCUACAAAGAUCGUUAGAGGAAGUGAUACUGUAUGGACCUUUUCAUCUGGAGAAAUGUUCGAGUAUGCUAAGGCAUACUUUGACAAGGAGAAUAGCCCCAACCUCUUAUUAUCGUAG
Theileria equi strain WA is the source of this 510-nucleotide messenger RNA. Its product is annotated as signal peptide-containing protein. Bases 1 to 510 code for a protein of 169 amino acids. The transcript has a single exon. NCBI's taxonomy places the organism in Eukaryota, Apicomplexa, Aconoidasida, Piroplasmida, Theileriidae. The record is from RefSeq and is a predicted model, not a curated record.